AUGCAAGGACCGGACAGACCCGGCGGAGCGUGCGGAUUCCCCGCGCGUCAUUACGCGCCGACGUCGCUGUAUCCGCAGUACGCAGGGCGGCGCGGCGCGUCUCCGGCGAAGCCCGCCGGCGCAAGGUCGUUCACCAUCGACGCCUUGCUCGCCAAACCCGAGGAGACGGGCGGCGGCCGGAGGAGUCCCGGCCAGUGCGGAGUAAACUACCCGCCGGCGGCCUCGCUUGUCCCUCUCCCCGCGCAGAUGGGCCUGCCGGUGCCGCCCCCUUAUCUGUACUCUCCCGGCGUGCUGCACUCGGCCGUCCACGUGCAGCCGGGAUACUCCGUCUACUGCUGCCCGCCCUUCGCCUUCCAGCCGUCGUGCCGCGGAGCAUUUUACGCACAAGAUGCAGCGACCAAAGGUAACGUCUACACGUUCAAAACCAAGGCCGGCAAAGCUAAGCGGAUGCGCACCAGCUUCACCAACGAGCAGCUGUCCCGGCUGGAGAAGGAGUUCGCCCGCCAGCAGUACAUGGUGGGGUCGGAGAGGUUCCUCCUCGCCUCGGCUCUGCAGCUCACAGAAGCUCAGGUGAAGGUCUGGUUUCAGAACCGACGGAUCAAGUGGAGGAAACAGAGUUUGGAGCAGCAGCAGGCCAAACUGGCCAAACUGGGCCUGGCUGCUCCCCCGAAAAGCCCCGGCUCCCAGGGCCACGGAGAUGAAGGCGAGGAGGAGGAAGAGGAGGAGGAGGAAGAGGAGUUCUGCGAAUCCUCAGACGUGGACAUCGAUGUAUCUGACGGGUCCAUUAACCACUGCUGA
Messenger RNA from Lampris incognitus (smalleye Pacific opah), 798 nucleotides. It is a transcript of the gene noto, whose product is annotated as notochord homeobox. Gene Ontology annotation, molecular function: DNA-binding transcription factor activity, RNA polymerase II-specific; DNA binding. The transcript is spliced from 3 exons. The coding region runs from base 1 to 798 and encodes 265 amino acids. The record is from RefSeq and is a predicted model, not a curated record. NCBI's taxonomy places the organism in Eukaryota, Metazoa, Chordata, Actinopteri, Lampriformes, Lampridae. Gene Ontology annotation, biological process: regulation of DNA-templated transcription; neuron differentiation; central nervous system development.